Rhagoletis zephyria (snowberry fruit fly) is the source of this 1086-nucleotide messenger RNA. NCBI's taxonomy places the organism in Eukaryota, Metazoa, Arthropoda, Insecta, Diptera, Tephritidae. The record is from RefSeq and is a predicted model, not a curated record.
AUGCAGCCCGACCUGGACUUUGAGACGAGUGACGACGACGAGGACGAGGAGGACGGAGAGGGCGAGGAGCAGGAAGAGGCGGUACAGCAGCAGCAGACAUCCGGAAAGAAGGGCUUCUUUGGCUCCAUCGUCAGCUCCUUUGCGUACAACAAGCCGCUGAGCAAGGCUGACCUGGAGCCGAUUUUGUCGACGCUGCGCGACCACCUGAUCGCGAAGAACGUCGCCGUGGAGAUUGCCACCCGCCUCUGCGACAGCGUCGCCACCAAGCUGGAGGGCCAGCACGUGAACACCUGGACCGGACUGAAGGGCUUCGUUCGAAACGCCCUCGAGGAGUCCAUCCUGCGCAUCCUCUCGCCCAAUCGCAAUCUGAACAUUCUCCGCGAGGUGCAGGUGAAGAACGACGCCGGCAGUCCCUACGUCAUCGUCUUCUGCGGCGUCAACGGCGUGGGGAAGUCGACCAACCUGGCGAAGAUUGCCAACUGGCUGCUGGUCAAUGGGCAGCGCGUCCUGGUGAUCGCCUGUGACACCUUCCGCGCGGGCGCCAUUGAGCAGUUGCGCACGCACAUUCACGCGCUGAAGAGCAUUCACGAGGGCGAUAAUGGUGGCGGCGCCUCAAAGAUCGACCUCUUUGAGAAGGGCUACGGCAAGGACUCGACGGGCAUCGCCAUGGAGGGCAUCCGCUACGCCGCCAACAGCGGCUACCAGGUGUGCCUGGUGGACACGGCCGGGCGGAUGCAGGGCAAUGAGCCGCUGAUGAAGCAGCUGGCGAAGCUGAUCAAGGUCAACGAGCCCGACCUGACGCUGUUCGUGGGCGAGGCGCUGGUGGGCAAUGAGGCGGUCGACCAGCUGGUCAACUUCAACAAGUCCCUGCUGGACAAUGGGUGCCGCGGGGCGCAGAACAGCGCCGUCUCCGCCAUCAACGGCAUCGUGCUGACCAAGUUCGACACCAUCGACGACCAGGUGGGCGCCGCCAUCAGCAUGACCUACAUCACCGGCCAGCCCAUUGUCUUUGUCGGCGUGGGGCAGACCUACCGCGACCUGAAGCAGCUGAAUGCUCGCGCCGUGGUGCGGGCUCUCAUGAAGUAA